Messenger RNA from Anopheles funestus (African malaria mosquito), 3560 nucleotides. It is a transcript of the gene put, whose product is annotated as activin receptor type-2A. Lineage: Eukaryota; Metazoa; Arthropoda; Insecta; Diptera; Culicidae. The record is from RefSeq and is a predicted model, not a curated record. The transcript is spliced from 7 exons. Gene Ontology annotation, cellular component: activin receptor complex; plasma membrane. Gene Ontology annotation, molecular function: ATP binding; activin binding; activin receptor activity. Gene Ontology annotation, biological process: activin receptor signaling pathway; cellular response to growth factor stimulus; protein phosphorylation. Bases 562 to 2097 code for a protein of 511 amino acids.
AAGAAAAUAAUAAAUGGCUUUCACUGUGUAGGUCGUCUGGCAGCAGAAGCUUCACAAUACGAAUUCCUUUGUAGAUUUUUGCUGGCGUCAAAAUUGAUCUGAUUUGAUUGUUUGUUCCGACACGAAUCGUCACCGCUGCAACGGGAUUCGGUUUGUUCACCAAGUGGUAACACUCAAUGCGCCGAAACGAACGCAUCAGUGCUUCAGAAUUUAACCUUCUUUUAUGCGCAUCAGAAGUUCUGCUUGUGUCUGACACAAGUGAUGCCAUUUGUGUCUGCUGGUGCGCGAAGGUAGGAAGUUGCGUGCAUCAAAAACACGACACGGAUGCUGUGUCGAGGCAUCUAGCGUAAUGCAAUGCAAUUUGCUGGCGACGGUUGUGAAUAGUUUAGAGCGAAAUCCCUAUCAAAAAGGCUGCUAGUGUGCACGGAGAAUGAAAUAGUAUACACACACACGAUUUGCGCGUACCACAAACACAACAAGUGCACGAGUUGCACGGCAAUUGUAUUCGGAAGGCAACAUAGUGAAUAAUUCCGCUGUGAUCCAACACACUAUCCGGUGAAAAUGCGUGGCUUAAUGCAUUUUUUAUUUUACUUUUCAUUGCUUAUCGUAAUAAAAGGAUCGCUAAGUCGAGCGCGAUUAGCGGAGGGAGGCUUAAAAUGUGUUUCCUACCAGUGUAAAGAGGGCGAAUGUAAGGAAGGCAUCGACACUUGUGAAGAUACUGAACCCGACAGACCGGUCGGAUGUUUUGUGGUCUGGACAACGAACAAUAUAACAAAUGAAGUAAACGUAACGCUGAAAGGAUGCUUCAUCAACCCUACGGAGUGCAAUAACACCGAGUGCAUCGAUACAACGACUGAUCCGAAGAAAAAUUUCAACUACUGCUGUUGCCGGGGUAGCCUGUGCAAUAAGGACCACAAAUGGAUACCGGAAGCAACGAAAGCACCGGAAGUGUUACAGUCAGUCGAGAAGGAAUCAAACCUUAUGCUGGUAGUACUCAUUACAUCCAUAUCCUUUGCGGCGGCAUGCAGUUUAAUGACUUGGCUGUACUGUACCCAUCACAAACAGGUGAUGUUUAAUGAAAUUCCAACGGUUGAGCCAGACAUUUCCAACUCGUCCACCAACAUAUCGCACCGUCCAAUCGAUUUGAAGGAUAUUAAAGCCCGCGGUCGUUUUGGUGUGGUGUGGAGAGCGCAGCUCGGCAAUCAGGAGGUGGCUGUGAAAAUUUUUCCAAUGCAAGAAAAACAGUCGUGGAUUACGGAGCAGGAAAUUUUCAAGCUGCCACGGAUGAACCAUUCGAAUAUUCUCGAGUUCAUCGGUUGUGAGAAACGCGUCGAUAUGGCCAGCACAGACUUUUGGCUCAUCACUGCCUACUGCGAGAAUGGUUCGCUAUGUGACUUUUUGAAAGCGCACACGGUCACCUGGAACGAUCUGUGCAAAAUAGCGACGACGAUGGCGCGUGGCUUAACGCACCUGCACGAGGAAAUACAGGGCAGCAGAACGGAUGGUUUGAAACCAUCGAUCGCACACAGAGACUUCAAGAGCAAGAACGUCCUGCUGAAAGCGGAUCUGACCGCAUGCAUUGCCGAUUUUGGACUAGCGCUUGUGUUUACGCCAGGAAAAUCAUGCGGCGACACGCACGGACAGGUGGGAACGCGACGCUACAUGGCACCGGAGGUGCUCGAAGGUGCAAUCAACUUUACCCGCGACGCCUUCCUGCGCAUCGACGUGUAUGCGUGUGGGCUCGUGCUGUGGGAACUGGUAUCGCGCUGCACCGUCCACGGUGGCCCGGUCGAUGAGUACCGGUUGCCGUUCGAGGCCGAGUUGGGUCCGCAUCCAACGCUCGAGGAAAUGCAGGAAAACGUGGUGAUGAAGAAGCUACGUCCCCGUAUCUUCGAUCCGUGGCGUAAUCAUGCGGGACUGAUUGCGAUCUGCGAAACGAUGGAAGACUGCUGGGAUCAUGAUGCUGAGGCACGGUUAUCGUCUUCCUGCGUGCUGGAAAGAUUGCUACAGUACGCCCGGUUUCCUACGCGGCAGUUUUUUGUCGCCAACAACACCACAAACGAGUUACCAACGAAACUCGCAACGGAAAACCUUUAACGUGGGGGAAACACUCGCAGUUGAAUGAUGCACGUCAUUCAAAGCAAUCGCAUGCGCUAAGCUGUAUUACGUUCAACUCUUCAGCUAGUAUAUAUAUAUUUAUAUAUAUUUUUUGUGGUGACGCUGAACGAUUUGCGUACACUAAGUGAAGAAGAUUUCUGAUACUAGACGGGAUUUUAAAUGAGACAUGUAUUUGGCGCAUAUAUUGUCAACAACAAGGAGAAAUAAUAUUGAUAUGUGCAUCAUAGGGUACCAUAUCAAGUACAUCUAAUAUAUACAUUUAAAUGCAAACUAUAUAUGCAAAAUGCUGCUGAGAUAGUUGACUCGCUAAAUUAAAUUAAAUUAAUUGAAAGCUGUAACUAUUUCUUUUUUUUACGAAUAUAAAAAAAAAAUCAUAAAUCUUUUUAGCUGUUCUAAAACGCUCCAUUCGUUUUACCCCCACCCCCGUUUUAUGACUAAUGUUGUACAACAAUUUUUAUACGAUUUUCCAUACUAAAAUCUUUGCGGGCUAAGUUAGCUUAUUAUUUUUUUUUACACUAGUUGUAUUCAUAAUUGCACACUUCCCCUUUAUUCAUUUUCAUGUAUUACGCGAUCCAACACAAAGUCAAGAUUUGUUGCUGUGCCUUAUUUUUAAAAAAAAACACACACAACCACAAAACCAUCAAACUUUCAUUUUUAAAAUCACGUUGCAAAUCACACAGCAAAUCUAAAUGCCUAGUGGUGUCCGUGUACGUCCAAAGUGUUUUAGUAAACAACCACAGAUUUUAACAGGAUAAAGAUUGUAUUUAUGAUGUUAGUGCUUAACGACCAGAUCCUCGAGCUAUCCACCGAAAAAAAAAGAAAACGAAAAAACAAGGAUUCGCUGCGUAAAGUGCAAAAACUAUUAUUAUAUUUUAAUUUCCAAACAAAACGUAUCAAUAAAAGCGAGUGAAUUGCCCAAAUGAGUUAAUGACAUUUGCAAGAUAGGAUGAUGUAAGCAAAUACCUUAAAAUGUGUGAAAUGAACGUCCAAAUCAAGGAGUUGCUGUACCGACUAGGGUGAAAUUUCGUGCUUUUCAGUGUAACGGAAAUUCGUUACAUUAGUGCUUGCACUAACAUCGCCAGCACGUACACGGUACGAACGAGUUGCAAUUUGAAGUGAAAAAAGCAUAAUCGUGCAGCAAUAAUAGCGCUUGUCACAUUAACGGGCGCGGAUGGUGCAACAAACGCUAGCAUUAUGGAUUUUCUUUUUUUACUUUUUAACCUUUUACGUUGCUGUUUGCAAACAUUAGUCUCUUGCGUACGUAUAUUAUAACUUUUAUCUUUUUUUUUAUUACUACUAACAGGAAGAACGAUCGUGAGCGGCUAGGAUUAGGUUGUAAGGAUAAGUGAAUGAUAAACAAAAAAAAAACAAAAGCAGCGAAACCAGAACAAUGUAAAUUGCACGAUUGUAUAAAUAUAGAAUCUUAUACAGUAAAACAGCAA